This is a messenger RNA of Gongylonema pulchrum, 873 nucleotides long. The record is from the annotation of a GenBank genome assembly. Lineage: Eukaryota; Metazoa; Nematoda; Chromadorea; Rhabditida; Gongylonematidae.
AUGUGCAGCACUAAGUUGCGAUACAGCUUGGUGGAUAUUGGUGCGAAUUUGACUCAUCCGAGCUUCAGAAAUGAUCUGGACGAGGUGAUUGGACGAGCCAAGCAGGCAGGUUUGUGCAAAAUUAUGGUGACGGGUACAUCUGUGAAAGUGAGCGAAGAAGCACGCGAUUUGGCGCAGCUGCAUCCCAAAUUCCUUUAUUUCACAGCAGGAGUUCAUCCUCAUGAUGCCAAGGAAUUCGAUGCUCAAACAAUGAAUCAACUGAAAUCAUUGUGUUGCGAGCAGGGCUGUGUAGCAGUCGGAGAAUGUGGCCUGGAUUUCAAUCGAAAUUUCUCGACGCCCGACCAACAAAGGUUGGUCUUCAACGAACAGUUGCAAUUAGCGUGCGAAUUACGAAAGUCACUAUUCAUUCAUGAAAGAGAUGCACAUCAGGAUAUGGUUGCUAUGUUGUCCAGGUAUAAGAAACAUCUUCCACCUGUAGUGAUUCACUGCUUCACAGGCACCGCUGCUGAGGCUGAAGCCUACGUGAAAAUGGGUUGUUUCAUUGGGUUGACAGGUUUUUUAUGGAAAGAUCGCAGUGAAGAUGGUGUGAAAUUUGCAUUGCGUGAACGCAAAAUACCAUUGGAAAGACUUGUUCUGGAAACCGACUCACCUUUUAUGUAUUCCAAAAUUAAUGAUAAGAAAAUUCCGGUGGAAAUUCGAAGCUCUAUUACAGAAGAAGCGCGAAAUUUACAUAAAUUUACAUCGUUCAAUCGAAAUGAGCCAUGUGGUCUGGCUGCUGUGUGCGAACUUAUUGCAGCAUAUAUGGAUGAAAAUCCGAUAAAGGUAGCUGAAGUGACAACAACGAACGCGAAACAUAUUUACGGACUGGAAUAA